This is a messenger RNA of Klebsormidium nitens, 624 nucleotides long. The record is from the annotation of a GenBank genome assembly. NCBI's taxonomy places the organism in Eukaryota, Viridiplantae, Streptophyta, Klebsormidiophyceae, Klebsormidiales, Klebsormidiaceae.
AUGUUUUUGUUUAACGACCACAAGAAGGCGUGCGCUUUGAAAUACAAGAAGCGAUACAAGCAGGAUCCUGGAGAUUCCGACCUUCUGUAUAAUUUCGACUUCGCUCUAGUUGCGUCCGUUGGUGUCGACAUUCUAAAAGCAGCCCCCCGGACUCAGCGCUGGGCCACGGUCGAGCACUUUCUGGCGGACGUUAUGAAGACGGUAGCCGAUCAGCUCAAAGAGCGAGCAGCAGACGGCGGUUCGGAGGGAGACGAGCUCGUAACGGAGGUGGUCAACUUUUACGGCGCGUGCAUGGAUGAACGAAGACGCGUUGAUAAGGACCAAUUGCUCGCCGUGCUAAGCGAAUGGGCGAGCCUGCUACCCCUCUCCACCAGGGACAAGGAGAUAACCCAAGGAUACUCAAAGUCGGACCCGCCUUGGAUCGACCAAUUGGACGAGUCAGCCUUGGACGCUUAUCGAAGUGCUCUGUCUUCUUUUCCUGACCUGUUCAAGAGCACGCCGCACGUCUCCAAACACAUUUGGCUGGCGCUAAAGUUGAAGAUGCAAGAGGAGAAAAGCGAUCAGGAAGAGCUUACGCUGGCCGACUUUCAAACCAUGACUCUGAAGUACGGGACAUCUAGCUAG